CUGGACCCAAACACAGUAGACAGACUCCUCUCUCUGUCUGAGGAGAACAGAAAGGUGACAUGUAGGAGAGAGAAGCAGCCAUAUCCUGAUCACCCAGAGAGAUUUGAGGACUAUAGACAGGUGCUGUGUAGAGAGGGUCUGACUGGGCGCUGUUACUGGGAGGUAGAGUGGAGUGGGGGGGCUGUUAUAGGAGUGACAUAUAAAGGAAUCAACGGCAGAGGAUGGGGUAGGGACUGUUGGCUUGGAUACAAUGACAAGUCCUGGAGUCUGUUCUGUUCUGACAACAGUUACAUUGCCUGUCACAAUAAUAAUCCCACUACCAUAGACGUCCCCUCCUCCAGCUCCCACAGAGUAGGAGUGUAUCUGGACUGGCCAGCCGGCACUCUGUCCUUCUAUAGAGCCUCCUCUGACACACUGACCCACCUGAUCACAUUCACCUCCACAUUCACUGAGCCCCUCUAUCCAGGGUUUAGAGUUUGUUCUGACUCCUCAGUGUCCCUAAAAUAAUAACCUGACACACACUGGAUUCUCACACACAUUACACACACAAACACUGGACAAACACACACACACAUAUUCACACUGGACAAACACACACACACACACAUUCACACUGGACAAAC
Messenger RNA from Oncorhynchus tshawytscha (Chinook salmon), 623 nucleotides. RefSeq names its product stonustoxin subunit beta-like. The annotation marks the transcript as partial. Lineage: Eukaryota; Metazoa; Chordata; Actinopteri; Salmoniformes; Salmonidae. Gene Ontology annotation, molecular function: protein binding. The transcript has a single exon. The record is from RefSeq and is a predicted model, not a curated record.